Messenger RNA from Helicoverpa zea (corn earworm), 2596 nucleotides. RefSeq lists its product as uncharacterized. Lineage: Eukaryota; Metazoa; Arthropoda; Insecta; Lepidoptera; Noctuidae. The record is from RefSeq and is a predicted model, not a curated record. The transcript has a single exon. Bases 1281 to 2540 code for a protein of 419 amino acids.
UAUACUAAACUUAAAUGACGGGUGUUACAUUACUGACAGUUGCUUGCAACCACACGUCAACACAUCAUGGCCUUUACUUGAAAGAAACAGUCUCUUAAACAUAAAUUUUAUGCACAUACUCAAGUCCAAAUUAUAAUUCAUCAAAUAGUCUACUUUUCCUCUUGUGAACAUAUCAAGUAACAAUCUGCGAAUAUGGGUGUAUCUUAUACAGAUAAUUGUAUAUCUUGCCCUAUCAAACAAGGGCAUCAUGAAAACAUAAAAGAAGUUAACAUAAAUGCAAUAUAUCGCAGUGAUGAAGUUUAUAAAGAUUGCAGUUAUCAACAGCCGGCUAGUGUAAAUUUUUUCAAGAAUAAAAAGAUGAAAACAACGUCAGACCCCAAACUUGAGUCUCAAAAAAUUAACAGAGAGCUGCCAAAGUAUAUACGACAUCUAUAUACGCAGUCCUACUAUUGGUCAAAAGUGUAUAAUUCACCUGUAACAGAACGACAAUGUAAGGUAAAGCAAUUCAAACGAAAUGUAUGUCAAUUAUCCGCUUCAGAUUUCAACUUAGAUAGCGAUCAAUUAAAUAGACUCCCGAAAGACAACAACCCUCAAGCGUCUCAUAUAUCUACGGAGAACGUAGGCACGUCAGUUGCUUCGUUUUUAAAAUCUAAGCAAUCUCUAUCAACUAAAGUAAAGGCAUGGUACAAAGUCACUUUUCCAAGAUUAGUAUGCCCGUGUUGUACCGGCGGGAGCGACGGCAUGGCCCCAUACCGCAACCAGAGUGCGGCGGAAUCUUAUGAAAGCAUCGAUUUGAAAGCUUGCUCCAACAAUGCUCUUGACAAUAUAGACUUGGAUGCUUCUCUUAUGAGUAUCAUACAUUUGCAUAGAAGCUCAAAACCCAGAAGAACACCUAAGGUCUGUGCCAAAAUAGUUUGUGGUGUACUUCGGAAUUCUUAUAAAAACGCGAUAUAUAUCAUAAGCACCAAUAAAUAAAACAUUUGACUUAGAAUAAAUUAAUACUUAUAGCAGAAAAAGAAAGAGUUUGCAUUACGUACUUGCAGAACAUAAAGCAAAAUGACAGCUGAGAUUUUUUGGACAGAUAUGUCAUUUUGGGGUGCACAAUGUGUUAAUUUUUUAGUAUAACUACAGUAUUGCUGAAUUAUUUCAUGAAAUGCAUAGACCGUCCUGAUUUACCGGCAAAAACUUCCUCUAAGAUGGAUUAAUCAAUAUGAAUAAGAUUCUGAGCAAAUCGGGCCUACUUAGAAGGCAAAACACAUAAUGAAUGAAUCUUAUCUACCAUGACAAAAUUCGGAAAAGUUGGUAACUCAAGCAAGACAAGCAAUAUAAAAGAGAAAUGUAAACAUUACUUCAAAUCCAUAUGUAUGUGUGGAUUGUGUAUAGAAAAAUGGAAAAAUCGAAAAGGUAAUGCUCAGAGGCCGCAAACAGUACCGAAUGUUGGAAGUGCUAUACAAAACAAAAAAAGUAACUUGAAUACACCAAAUGCGCGGGGUCCGAAUGUUCCGCGGGGAGCAAAUGCACCGCGAGGACCUAACGCACCGAAGGCACCUAAUGCACCACGGGUCCCCAACGUACCAAAAGGACCAAACAGGAAUAUAAGAAAUAGAACUUUCAGAAAUAUAUCCGAUAAUGGAGUCGACCAAACUCAAGUAUACUACUUUACUAAGACCAACUUAGAUUCAAAUAUACCCAAAUACAACAUGAACUCUAAUGACGUUAUCAAAACUGAAAACUUCAUCAAAAUUCAAGGUAAAUGUGAGCCUUCCUUGCAGUGUAUCUAUUUACAUGAAGACCACCCACUGCACAUGCACAGUGAAUACAACAAAGUUUUUGCCCCAGCUAAUAAAACACGUACUUUUGGCCAGUGCUAUAAUGUCGCUCCUUUAAAAAAAAGACCCACUCAUGCAACAAAAAAUUCAAAAAACAUAUUUACAACACUGUUUCUCUGUUGUUUGAGAGGAAAACAAAAUAAAGGGGCGAAAAACUUGGAAAGUGUAGGAAUUCAACAAGCAGCAUGCACCAACCUGUGUAAGGCCGGGACGGUCGCAUCGAGUGCACGGGCAGAUGUACACGUCAUUAGCGCAUUCAACAGAGAUUCAUAUGAUUUCGGCUGUCAGUACAGUUUAAAAUCUAAUCACAGCCUGGAAAUAAUCUCUCAAAUACUUACCAGAUCUGCCUCAAAAGUUUCGUCAUCAGUAAGCGUAUACAGCUCAAAAAUGCGGCAUCGCAUUCGAAAAAAUAAGAAGUCGCCUAGUGUCCUUCAAGUUAUGAUGUACACUUUAGCAAGAAAAAUAAAAGACAAGCAUUCUAAAACUCCGCUUAGAAACAAAAAGAAUAAUGUAGUAGUCCUAAAAGUGCCCAAAAAAUUCAGCAAUACUUCAACCACUGGCACGAUAUCGACUACACGAAAUAGCACCAAAUUAGAAAAACCUUUAGUAAUCAGAGAUGAUUCUUCACAUAAUCACAUCAACAUAAAUCGUGUGGUCAGUUCAAGAAAUAAAAUAUGGGGACCAGGAGAAGUUCUUCUGAAAAAACCUUAAAGUUUUAUAGCGGUAAGAUAGCGCAAAAAUUGUGUAGGUACCACUUCGAUUUGCCU